Messenger RNA from Metschnikowia bicuspidata var. bicuspidata NRRL YB-4993, 960 nucleotides. RefSeq lists its product as uncharacterized. The coding region runs from base 217 to 840 and encodes 207 amino acids. NCBI's taxonomy places the organism in Eukaryota, Fungi, Ascomycota, Pichiomycetes, Serinales, Metschnikowiaceae. The record is from RefSeq and is a predicted model, not a curated record. The transcript has 2 exons.
UGGUGAUGACAGGCAAGAGUCUUCUGAUGAAGACCCCGAGAGAGAGUUUAGUGUGACUGAAAAGCCACGUGCUACAGGAACCCUGGGUAUCAAAGCAAAGCCAGCAGUCAAAGCAAAGCCAGCUGUCAAAGCAAAGCCACUGUCGAAGCAAAAUCUAUUGUUGUCAAGAAGAAGUCUGCGAGAAAACCAGUUAUUGAAAGAACUAAUACUUCGGAAAUGCCUGAAGCGACUGGGAAUGUGGGUACUGGGGGGAAGUUCGUUACUGUCAAGAAGUCUGUUCUAGCUAAACGGACGUCUGUCGAUCCAGCAGGAACCAAGAGCAAACCAGGCCCGCAUGUUUCUCUCCAGCAGUCGCCGUUCUACAAUACCACCACGGCAGGUCCUCCGCCAGUCAAGUGCACUGAAGCAGGGCUUCUGCCUUUGGCCAGACGAAUGACCAACAUUCUGGAACCCAGACGCGCCACUAGGAGAACGACCGCAGCCAAAAGCGCCAGUAAGGCCGAGUCGCCCAUUUCCCUGCGCGGUGAGAGGGCCGACAUUUUCAGUCAAGACAACCUGGAUGCAGCCAGCGGAUUGGCGGGCCUCGCUGGUCUUGCCAGCACGGACAUUUUUGAAAUAGGCAGCGCCGAUAUGGCGCCGGCCGUAAAACCGCCACAGACCGACAUGAAAGAACCGGAACUGCAAAUGCAAAUACCACCGCCAUCGGCGCCGCCCGUGAGUUCCGUGGCAGACUGUGCUUUGAUGAGCCUGGAGUCAGACUCCGACUCGGACUUCGAACGGCUCCUUGCCUCUGCGCCGAAGUCGGCAACCAAAAAGUACACGAAGAAGCGAACCUUCUAGCCGUUGCAGCACUCGCUUCCCAAUGCACCUUUUAAUGAUACAUGAGCUUUUGUAUGAUUGUUGUAGUUCCCCUUCUGGUGAUAACUCUAUUAACACCUGAGAAUCUUGGGCCUUUGUCGA